This is a messenger RNA of Lolium rigidum, 1098 nucleotides long. RefSeq names its product LEAF RUST 10 DISEASE-RESISTANCE LOCUS RECEPTOR-LIKE PROTEIN KINASE-like 2.1. Gene Ontology annotation, molecular function: polysaccharide binding. NCBI's taxonomy places the organism in Eukaryota, Viridiplantae, Streptophyta, Magnoliopsida, Poales, Poaceae. The record is from RefSeq and is a predicted model, not a curated record. The transcript has 3 exons. Bases 1 to 1098 code for a protein of 365 amino acids.
AUGGCGCCGUCGCCAGUCUAUCCCGUCCACCUCUCCCUCCUCCUCCUCCUCUCUGCCAUUCUCGCCGGCACCGCGGCCACGAAGACGACGUUCCCAAACACCACCACCACCACGCCGGCAGGCUGCCCGUCCUACCGGUGCGGCCACGCCGUGGACGUCAGGUAUCCGUUCUGGAUCGACGACGGCGACGGCGACACGAACGGCACCGCCAACGCCUCGUCCCACUGCGGAUACCCAGCCUUGCGCCUCGAGUGCCGGCGCGACUCGCCGGUGCUCCCGUUGCCGUCGGGCGACUACGCCGUGACCCACAUCCAGUACGGCGACAGGACCGUCUCGCUUUUCGACCUCGGCGUCUUCUCCCACUCCAACACGUGCCCGCUGGUCGCCGGCCGCAACCUCACGCUCCCGCCCGCCGGCGCGCUCUCGCUCACCGCCAGGGACGCCAACCUCACCUUCUUCAUCCACUGCUCCUUCGUGGUUGGCGUUCCGGCCGGACACCUCGUCGCGUGCCUCGAGGGCGACGGCCGCCACCACUCCUACGUCUUCCGCGACGACGACGACCUCAUGCCGGCGCACGGGCUCGCCGGGGCGUGCCAGGACGUCGUCGGCAUUCCCGUGCUCAGGAGGUCCCUGCUCGGCAGCAGGACGGGUGACACGGCAGCCGCGCCGGGCCCGCUGGACGCUGUUGUCCCGGCGCUGAACAUGGGCUUCGAGCUCAGCUGGCGUCCAGCGGCGGGAGGGGAGUGCGGCGGCUGCGAGAAGGGCGGCGGCAUGUGCGGCCACAGUCGCACGGCGGGGAGCGAGGCGUGGGCCUUCACGUGCUUCAGGACUGCCGCGAACUCUGCUUCAUGGGCCGGGCCGAAAUCUGCAGGUCAUUGCAGUUCUGUACGGGGGCUUCUAUUUACCGAGCUGGUCGGUGCCAGCAACCCACCGCACACCCCCCAGGGCUUAUCAAACUUGGUCAGGCGCUUCCGCCUCCCGGAGAACACCAAGGUGGAGGAGAUGAAAGCCGGGCUGGAGAACGGCGUGCUCACCGUCACCGUGCCCAAGGUUGAGGUCAAGAAGCCCGAGGUGAAGGCCAUCGAGAUCUCUGGUUGA